Messenger RNA from Echinostoma caproni, 327 nucleotides. NCBI's taxonomy places the organism in Eukaryota, Metazoa, Platyhelminthes, Trematoda, Plagiorchiida, Echinostomatidae. The record is from the annotation of a GenBank genome assembly.
AUGCAGAACUGCAGCAUCGUCCCCAACCACCUGAAAUAUCGGUCGGACCUGGAUGCACUUCACACGCUGGAAUCCGAAAUGCAGACAGCCUGGGCGACCGAGGCCGAUCGAAUCGAGAAAAGGAACAGAGAGGCAACCUUUGACGAACAUGCAGACGCCUGGGCGACCGAGGCCGAUCGAAUCGAGAAAAGGAACGGAGAGGCGACAUUUGACGAACUCGCCCAAUUCAUUGGCUGCCAAUCGCGCAUAGCAAAUGGUCGAUUCGGUCAACUGGCGAGGGAAAGCAUCAGGACCGCUAUGCUUUCAACCAACUUUACACCGUCAUGA